AAAAAAUUGACAUGAACAAGAAUACCUUAUAACGGGUAUGAUAUGGAAGCCUCAAUGUUAACAAGAUAUGUCCCAUCAGUUGCUCGUCAUACAAGAGUCUUACGAUAUGGAAAGUACCAUCACAUUUAUUUUAUUUAUCAUCAUAUGGCUUUAGCUUGGGUACGAGAAACGGUGGGAAACUUAGAAAAGAUUGGAUUUAUAUGUUUUUAUGAGGAGAGAGACGUGUGCCCUGGAGAAAACAUUCUAGGGUCGGUCCUUCAAAAUAUGAGAAAAGCGUUAAAAAUCGUCAUUAUUCUCAACAACGAAUUCUUAUCAUGUAAGAAAAGUCUACUGAGGGCGAAUUACGCAGUGCAUGAAGACUUGUCAAGGGACAAAGAGGAUGAUCCGGAUUGUUUGAUUCCAGUCCGACUCGAAAUAUGUGAGCUUCCAGAGGUAUUGGUCCUCGUUAAACCCCUGAAUAUUUAUGACCACCCAAAAAACUGGAUGGAUAUACUUGUUGGGUCGAUUGAUUCAAAUGCAAAAACUUCUCAAAGUACCUCGAAACCCAACAAUGACACUGCUGUAAAUUCCCUAGAAGCAGCUGCAAACAUAUUUGAAAAAGAGCUGAAAGAAGCCCAAAUAAAAGAAGUGCAUGCGUUUCUUCUGACCCCAAUGGCGCUUAAUCUAUGCCACUUUCUCAACCAAAGUGGUCGAUCGAUGGCUUUCCAUCUCGCCGUGGAAACUUUGGGUAUUCAAAUCAGUGGAGAAACUGUUUCCUUGUCUAUGAAUGCCUUUAGAACAUAUGCCUCUAGGCCCUAUCAAAUAGCAAACAUUUUCAGGCAAAACAUGGGAGAAUUACCAAAUGAGUUAACAAGUGUAACAUUAGAGGUAUCUCUGGAAGAUGAUUUGAUAUGUCGAGAAACUGAGAGUGACGUUAAAGAGUUCAAUGAAUUAAUGAGAAUGGUUUUAAGAGCAAGAAGUGAUCAUUACUUGACCGAUAUAAUGUACAAUGUCGAGGGUAUUCCGAAAUCCCGAAACAUAAGAGACAAAUGUCGAUUCUUGAUUCAUGACGCAUUGGUGGAAAUUAUUCCAGAGAUAGCGGCUCAUCCACAAUUCGUUUCCUACGAUGCAAGGCUGGACAGUUUUCAAACUUGGCAUGCCAGUCCGCCACCUUCCAAAGAGGAGUUCGCUGAAGCAGGGUACUUUUGUGAACAGAAUGGUGUAAUUUUGCGUUGUUUUUAUUGUAAUGGAGUGGACUGGGACUUUAAGCCACAUGAGGACCCCUGGAAGCGACAUGCUAAAUGGUAUUACAACUGUCCAUUUAUACGACAGAAUAAAACACCUGACUUCAUUUAUCAGAGUAGAUUUGGGAAGAGUACUCCGCGCAGGGUCUAUAACUUACGAUUUGUAAGAUUUCUGGAUCGACUUAUCUCAUACCAAACUUGGAACCACGGGGAACUCCCACACGCCUUAAAGAUGGCGGAUGCUGGAUUAUACUACACCAGACUGGAAGAUAAAGUGUGUUGUUUCUACUGUGGGCAUGGUUUUAGGAACUGGAUGAAGUGGGAUGACCCUCGUUAUAAGCAUGCUCUAUUGUCUCCACAGUGUAAAUACAUCAGGCAAAUCAAUUCAACCGUAUUUUGGCAAAAUGUGUCAAGGGAACGAGAUAAGAUGCGAGCAUCUGAAAAGUGUCUCUUUACCUAUACCAUCAAAAGGCGCCUAGCGCGUUAAUAUGCAUUUGAGUCUGUUUACAAUCAAUGAAUAUAAAACACGAGUCCUAUAAAAGUUAGGAUAAUACCAACGGAGAGAUGGAAACUAUCACCAAAUUGACUAUUCUACUCUUAAUUUUCUUUACUUUGAUAUUCAUAAUUCU
Messenger RNA from Saccostrea cuccullata (small rock oyster), 1852 nucleotides. RefSeq lists its product as uncharacterized. Gene Ontology annotation, molecular function: cysteine-type endopeptidase inhibitor activity involved in apoptotic process. Lineage: Eukaryota; Metazoa; Mollusca; Bivalvia; Ostreida; Ostreidae. Gene Ontology annotation, cellular component: nucleus; cytoplasm. The coding region runs from base 43 to 1710 and encodes 555 amino acids. The record is from RefSeq and is a predicted model, not a curated record. Gene Ontology annotation, biological process: regulation of cell cycle; negative regulation of apoptotic process; signal transduction. The transcript has a single exon.